This is a messenger RNA of Perca flavescens (yellow perch), 2715 nucleotides long. RefSeq names its product microfibril associated protein 3 like (gene mfap3l). NCBI's taxonomy places the organism in Eukaryota, Metazoa, Chordata, Actinopteri, Perciformes, Percidae. The record is from RefSeq and is a predicted model, not a curated record. The coding region runs from base 248 to 1519 and encodes 423 amino acids. The transcript is spliced from 3 exons.
CGCAGUGCGCCUCGCGUUUUGCAACCUGCAAACGCGCUCUGUCCGAUGCCAUCUUUGGGGACUGUAUGUGUGGCACUGGCAAGGAAUUGGAAUAGCAAAUAGACGGAGCCCACACACCGCUCCGUUAUGUUGUAGUGGCUUUGUUUUCACAUUAAUCAAGCAAUGAGUUUUAAGUCACAGAACUGAAUACCAAAUUGCCUUCUACUAUCAAGAGAUAGCCAGCCUGCUGGAUGGAGACCCAGGAGGAAUGACAGAGUCUCCUUCCCUGUGGGUGACACACCGACAGCUCCAGAAAAUGCACUGGGCCAGUGGAUAUGUUUUUCUGGUCCUGGCGUUCCUUAUCGUCUCUCACACCACUGGGGCCUUAUCUCUGGACAUGGAUGGAAACCAUACGGAACCCGGCAAUGUGACAGACAGCGGAUUUGUCCCAGUUGUGUUCACAAAAGUGGGCCAGAUAAUUGCCCGUGAGGGGAAAAGCGUGCUGAUUGAUUGCAAUGUCACCGGAGAGCCGUUCCCCAGUGUUCAGUGGUUCAACUCCCAUGGAGACCUUCUGGACACGGAGAUGAAUGGUGAUAAGUGGUGGCUGCUGGACACUGGUGUCCUAAACAUCACCAGCAUUGAGUUUGCAGACCGUGGAAAGUACACCUGCAUGGCGUCCAACGUGCACGGCAGUUCCAACUGCACAGUGACGCUGCGAGUGAUCCUCUCCAACGGUGACAUGGGCGUGUACUACAUGGUGGUGUGUCUGGUCACCUUCACCAUCAUUAUGGCCCUGAACAUCACACGCCUCUGCAUGAUGAGCAGCCACCUGAAGAAGACCGAGAAAGCCAUCAACGAAUUCUUCCGCACCGAGGGCGCCGAAAAGCUGCAGAAGGCCUUCGAGAUAGCCAAGCGAAUUCCCAUCAUCACCUCGGCCAAGACGCUGGAGCUGGCCAAGGUGACGCAGUUCAAGACCAUGGAGUUUGCGCGGUACAUCGAGGAGCUGGCUCGCAGCAUCCCGCUGCCGCCGCUCAUCAUGAAUUGCCGCACCUUCAUGGAAGAGAUCCUGGAGGUGGUGGGCGUGGAGGAGAUGAGGCACACCUUUGUCAGACAAGCGCCCGAGGGAUGCCGCGACACAGUGAGCAGGGCCAUCGGGCCGAGAGACAUCUUCUCCAUCUUGCAGGAGAGGGAGCGGGAGAGGCAGCGAGGGCAGGAGAGGGAGCGCAGCGACUCCCCCGCCGCCGACUCCGAGAACUCCUCAGUUCACGAGCAGCCGCAGCACAUCGCCAUCCAGGUGUCGGUCCACCCGCAGCUCGCCAUCGAGGGUUACUGCAGCAUCGACGAGCCACCUCAGCCGGAGGCCGCGCCCUCCUCGCCUCCCCCCUCCUCCUCCCCACCACCCGCUCCCCUCGACCCCGAGGAGCAGCCUGAGGCCGAGGCCGAGGCCGAAGCCAAGCAGGACACCGAGCAGGCUGCGCCCGAAGCGACAGACGCAAACGAUGCCCCUCCCUGCCAGGUGUUUUACGAGAGCCACGUGUGACGAGACAGGCAGACCCCGGAGGAACAAUAAACGAUCCUGCUAUGCAUUUUCACUUGAAAACAAGAAGAGGUCAACAUGACAUUUUUAAUUUCCCAUUUUGGAGUGAAACAAUCACAUUUUUAAUUUAUGUUUUCUGGAGGGACAAUCUCUCGAAACCUCUGUAGACUGUUCUGCUGACAAUAAAUCGCGAGGGUCUCAUGAGGAAAUCAUGAGAGUCACUCUAGACUUUCAUGCUUGAUUGUACACAGCAGGGGUAAUCAAUAAUGUUAUUAAUGUAAUAAGCAGUGAUUGUAAAGUGACAUUUCCUGUGUUGAGAUUUUUAUAGCUCAGACUAUUAUUUAAAGAAAUAGGGUACUCACGGGGGUGGGGGAGGGGAGAAUGAUUUCUUUUUUUUUUUUUUUUUUUUUUUAGUUUAGUGCUAGGGUUUUCAGGACUAACUCCAGAAAUCUGCCUCAAGCUGCUCUUCGUGCCGUUUUUCAAACCAUGAAAGCUAAGCUUCCUUCAUCCACUCAAGAAUUCACAUCCAGCUACUGUUACAGCUGAUCCGUUAUUGUACAACGUCCUGCUCACCUAGAGAUGCAUGCUGGACUGACGACAAAAAAAAAAAAGUUUGGUCAACAUUUCAUGAUUGUACAGCCUACUGUAUUUCUACAAAACAAGUAAGCCAGUUAAAUCCUUAAAAUGUGUGUAUAGUAAUUACCUGAUUGGGUCGCACACCUCUGGGUAUAGUGUUUGUCUGUUUCUUUUGAAAUAUUUUAGUAUUAUUAUAUUAUUAGAGUAUUAUUAUUACCCAUUGUGGUGUGAUUUUGUUAAUCAGCUAGUUUAAGCCGUAAAAAAACAUUUUUUAGUUUUUAUUCUAUAAAAAUGAUCUCCUCAGUAGAGAAGAGUAGCUUCUUUUCCUCCACCAUGUGCUGUUUUAGGCUUUUUAUCUCCUUUCUGACCUGUUCUUAGCAAUGUCUUGCUUCUGCAGAGGCUUUACAGUACAGUUGCAUUUCUGCUGCAUGUGAGAUUGGACAAUGGGACUAAAAAAACUCUUUUCUUUCUUCUUUUGCUCGGCUAACAGUCCAGUCUGUGGCGGAGAUGAACUGGAUGCUCUUCGGCUUUUGCUGGUGCUCUUGAGAUGGCUUUUUUUUUUGGUAGUGGAAUAAAAUAGAAGUGCUGUAUAUAAAAAAACAACAAAAAAAACAUUGAUUGCA